AAGAGACAAAAAUUAUAACUUAGUGUAGAGAAAAAAAAUUGCUCUCGGUGCGGUGCUCUGCCCACGUAACAAAAGGAAAAACGCUGUUCGACACAAAAAUUGCUACAAAAAUGAGCAAUAACAUAAACAUCAACAGCAUGCUGAGGCCCAGCCUGGACUCCGAGGAGGAGGAGGAGGAUGACAUUGGCCAAAUGAGCGACGGGAGCAGCAGCAGCUCCGGCGCCAGCAGCAAUCGGAGCAGCAGUAGUUCUAGUUCCUCUGCACCCGGUUCACUGCCCGAGGACGACGUCGAUGUCGAGGAUGAGGAUAUCUCCGAUCAGGAUGCGAUCACCGAAUCCGAGACGGAGGACGACACCACCACUUGCCAAUCGGAUGAACUGGAGCUGGCGCAGCUAAGUAAACGCGACACCUUUCGCCUGCCGCGGGGUCUCUGCGAGAAUUCCGCCAUCUUUCAUGAGUUCUUCUCGAUGGAGACAUGGCAACUACUGCCGCAGCAUGUCCAGGCGCGGCUGCAGUCCCUGCUGCCCGAUUUCACGGGUCUGGUGUCUGCACCGCAGGCGGGGGCCGAGCAGCAGCGUACGCUCGUUCAGUUGUUUAAUGGUGGCCUUCAGCGGUUCGGCCAGUCGCCGCUGCUGCAGCUGCAGCGGCAGCUGGAGGAUGGUAACCUCCGGCCGGAUGUCCUUAAGCUACGUCGCAGCAUCCAGCACUCUAGUCGGCGCGAAUUCCGCUUCCAGCAGGCCGAACGUCUCAGCCAAUUGGCCAAAGAGCUCUUCCUCUCCCGCGAGCACAUGCUCAAGCUGGCGUAUACCUCGUCGCCGCCGGAUGAGUCUGCCGCUGCCGCCAAGUCGGUGAUGCCACGGCCGCGCAAGCGAAAACCCCCAGCGCUCUCGAUGGAGAACAAAAUGUGCUCGCAACGGGCCAAGAAGCGGUAUGUCCAGGAGCUCCUGGAGGUCAUCCAAGAGCUCAAGGUGCCCCCGGGUGAGAUCAGUGCCGAGGAGGAGGACGAGGAGUGUGCGGAUCUAAUGAAGCGUCUGCCCAAAAUGGAGGCGGAGCCCAAGGUGGAGGCGACCGCCGUGAGGUCCUCGAAUGCGGCGGACAAGAAAAGCAUUUACAACACCUUCUUCAAGCGUCGCCCUGGGGUGGAUGAUGAGCAGGUCCUGCGCUCCAUGCAGGCCGGCAGGAUCCCGCAGUUGAAUGAUAAGAAUUUCAAAAAGUAUCUGCGGGACUACAAGCGACGGAAAGUGGAGCAACCGGAAAACCCCGAAUUCGAUACAUCGGAGGUGCGUUUGAGGGAUAUCUGCACGCGGGCACAGUUUGUGGGCAGCUUCAAGCCGGGACGCAAGCCAAAGGCAUUGCUGGCGCGCCUCAAUCCCGAUCCACCCGCUCUGGUGCGCAUUGGGGUGGUCAAAAACGAGCCCGAGGAGGAUAUCUUCAUCAAAGAAGAGACGCAGCAGCAGCAGAAGCAGAAGCACCAUUUGCAGCAACAGCAGGAUCAUGUGCCCAAGGAGCCAAUGCCAAAGAAAAUGCCACCACAAAUAGGAGCGGCGGCGACUGCUGCUGCUCCGGUGCCCGCAUUGAUCCCCAAGCUGGAGCCCAUAAGUGUGCCAACACCAGCCUCAACCAUAAUUUCCAAUCUUUCAACCAAUUCCCCAACCAAUCCUCCUCUAAAGGCGGCUGCCCACAUCGUAGGCAGUCCCCCCGCCCGAGGAGGGGAAGUGAUUCGAACUGCGGCAUCGCCUCGACCUGCCUGCUACUUCUCUCUGCUGCGAGAUCUGUUCGUUUCCACGCCACAGCAUCGUUUGACCUACGGAGAGCUGCAGAUUCUGUUGGCCACCUGGCGGGAGAAACAUUCCGAUGCUGUCAUCCCCACGGGCGAUGUGGCCCGAAUCCAGCAGCCCGAUUGGUCGUCGCUGCUGCAGUCCGCAGUCAACUUUCUGGCGGCCGAUGUUGGCCCACUGCCGGCGGAAUAUGUGCCCUACAUAGAGCACAAGACCAUGUUGAAUAUCUACCAGUGGAUUGGCGCUGGCAGGGACUCCGAUGCGCGACUGUGCACCCUCUGCCAGUACUGGCUGAAGACCCAAAAGGAGGAGCAAUCCGUAGCCACAACGGUGCAUCUGAAUCCCAGCCCGGGGACCAUGUUUAUUGCAACAGUACCCACGUCCAUGCACGUGGAUGCAUCACCGACGCCGCCGCCACGGUGCCCCACCACCUGGACGGUGCGCACGGCCAGCCAGGCGGACAUCCUGGAGUUCCAGCGGCAGGAGAGGCUACGCUUCGAGUAUCCCCAUCGACCGUUUACGUAUCGCCUGAACGGCUACGAGAGCGUGGUGGGUCCCGUCAAGGGCAUCUACACCCAGAGCUUGCCCCUAAAUAAGGCCCGAGGACAUGCCGUGAUGGUGGACGAUCGACCGCCGUUCGUGACCAUUCUGACGCUGGUAAGGGACGCCACGGCCCGGCUGCCCAAUGGCGAGGGUACACGCUCGGAAAUCUCAGAGCUGCUGAAGUGCUCGCAGUUCGUGAAUCAUCAGGCGGCGGAGAACGUCCUGCAGACGAUUGUCAGCGGUGCGCUGGAUCGAAUGCACGGCGGGAUCGAUCCCUGUGUGAAGUACGAUGCCAAGCGCAAGAUCUGGAUCUACUUGCAUCGCAAUCGCAGCGAGGAGGAGUUCGAACGGAUGCACAAGCUGAACAUGUCGCUGGUGAAGCAGAAACAGCAGCAAAAGAAGAACCUGGCCAAGCCAAAGAAGGAGGAUGGCGAAAGCUCUAUGGAAAUGCUGGAUAUGCCAGCAUUGGUAGCCUCUGCGGGCAAUCCCACUCCUGCUGCUGGCGUUUCUGUAUCCCCUGCAGCUGCUGGGCCUCUCCUGCAAGUGAAGAAGCUUCCUCCGCUCCCUGUCAAGUGCCCCCCCGUGCCGCCUCUCAAGUACAACAUACCACCUGCCAACAACAUCAACAACAACACCAGCACAACAGCCCAGCACUCGCCCACUGCUAAUACCACGCCCAUCCCGUCGCCGACAAUGCAGAAAUCCCUGCUCAAGCCCGUGCCCAUGGGUGCAGUGCAUCGACCCGUGGCUGUGGGGACCCCAAAGGCGGGUAAUUUUUCUAUAUCCAAGAUCAGUCCCCAAAGGAACACCACACCCAUACUGGUAUCGACACCCAGUGGCAUGCAGACGGUUCAUGUGGCCACCACGCCCACUUCUACCCAAGGAUCAUCGACCGCGGCGGCUGUUAACAAAAAGCUGAUGAUCAAAAAGACACCGACAACGAGCAAAAUAGGGAACUUUAUCAUACCAUUGGACCAGCAGCAGCAGCAACAGCAGCAGCAACACUCGCCACAGCAGCAGCAGCAUCCUCAAGUGCUGGGCAAACCCAAGUCCAUGACAAUAAGUCCACGCCCGCAGAUGCCCAAGAAUAUUAUACGAUUGCUGCCCGCUGGUGCGGCAGCCACAGGCCACACAAAGCCACCGCAAGUGCAGAUACUGGGUCCACGCGUUGUACCCCAAUCGACAGUGCGUCCGGUGCAGCAAAAGAUUGGCGCCGUCUCCAUAAUAUCCAAUAAAUCAGUGGCAACAUCAACGGAGACCAGCACUUCACCCAUAACCAUUGCAACGAGCAGUAGCACGGCCGUAAGUGCCGUCACUGGAGGAGGAACCAUCGUAAAGAUGUCGCCCCAGGCUUUUGCAACGCUGCAGCAACAGCAACUGAAGCAGAAGGCGAUGGGUGGCACGGCAAAGAUUGCAUCGCCAGUGCAGAGUACGCCACAGCAAAGGAUAUUAGUGGGAAAUACAGCCAUUUCGUCGAACAAAAAGAUUGUUUUCCAAGCAGUGGCCAAGACCUCACCCAAAAUACUCACCACAACGGCCACCAUUGGAGGAACGGUGGCUGUCAAGGGUAAUCUGUCGUCGCCACAGCAAAGGAUUGUGCUGCAGAACUUCAAGCAAGCGGCUGCAGGAGGUGCCGCAACGGUGGUCAGCACCUCGAAUGCCACGCGUGUGAUACGGACAACAACGCCCGUGAGCACAGCAGCGGGCGGAGCGAGUGGCAGCCCCACCACUCAGGGUGGGCAGAUCAUUACGCUGGACAGUCUGCUGCAAAAGCAGCAGCAACAGCAGCAGCAGAGUGGAGGAAAACUCCUCACGACUGGCAGCAACAUCAUCCAGUUGGCAACCUCCUCGUCGGGCAAUGUCAUCACCCUGACGCCCAAUCAAAGCCAAGCAACGCAGCCCAUCCAAGUGCAGGCCAAGCAUCUGCCGACGAUGGCGCGCAUUGUGAGUGCAACGGGCGGAGGGGGACCCACGAUGGUGCCCAAGAUCAUUGGCAAGACGACAGUGCUGUCGGGCAAGCCACUGCUGCUGCAUGCCAAGGCAAUCAAGCAGCUAGGAGGCGGUAGUGUUGUGACCACUCAACCCACAGCUACAACGACAACAGCGGGAACAAAUGCUGUGCGUACGACACAGAGCAUUGUGAUUGGCGGGCAGACGGUGAAGAUCCAAGGAGCGAUUCCCGCACGUCCCGGUGGGGCACCCAUGCAGACCGUGAUCAUGGGCAACCAAUUGCUUCGCUUGGCGCCCACCACCAGUGGCAGCGGCAGCAGCAGCAGCAGCACCAGCACCACCACCAACAACCACCUCACCACAGUGGCAUCCAGUGGCAUAGCGACUGCACCAAAGACCCUGCUGAUUGGGGCUGGCGGCACACAGACCCUGCGUCUGGCCAAGAACGUCCUGUUGGCCAACAAGCAGGGCACUUCGAAUAACACGGGGAGCAGCAAUGCCACAGGAGGAGCCACAGCUGGCAAUAAUCUCGUCUUUGCCGUGCAAGGCAAUGGCGGACAGUUGUUCUUCUCGCAGGGAUUGCAGGGCAUGAACCUCAAGCCGUUGUCCAACAUGAAGGUGAUACCCAUGGUGACGGCCGCAGGAGCUGCUGCUGCCGCUGGUGGCAAGAUCACUGUGACGACGACGGCCGGGGGAGAGGCUAAGAAACUAAUGCCGGCAACGGUCCUGAAGACGGCGGCCAGUGGGAAUGGUAAUUAGCAGGACGACUAGGAGUGCAGUGCGGAGUGGCAGUCCCAGUGGGAGAGGCUUGUUAAUCAUGUUGUUUACCUUCUUCUUGGGGUUACAUUUUUCUUUGAUUUACUUUAAACACAUCGUGUAAUUUAUAAUUCUAAUUUUAGGCAAAAAGUUCUUGCAAAUAAUUAAUGCUUAGAGUGUCGGUCGCUUCGCGUAUGGCAGCGGCCGGCACACACCACAUAGAAACCCCCCAAUAAAACUCAAACUGAAUCAAAAGAAGAGCACA
Messenger RNA from Drosophila pseudoobscura, 5292 nucleotides. RefSeq names its product nuclear factor related to kappa-B-binding protein. Lineage: Eukaryota; Metazoa; Arthropoda; Insecta; Diptera; Drosophilidae. Gene Ontology annotation, cellular component: Ino80 complex. The transcript has 4 exons. The record is from RefSeq and is a predicted model, not a curated record. Gene Ontology annotation, molecular function: protease binding. Bases 111 to 5030 code for a protein of 1639 amino acids.